Molecule: messenger RNA, 2237 nt
Organism: Eupeodes corollae
Lineage: Eukaryota; Metazoa; Arthropoda; Insecta; Diptera; Syrphidae
Product: zinc finger protein 540-like
Exons: 7
Coding region: 211-2127 (638 amino acids)
Biological process (GO): regulation of transcription by RNA polymerase II
Cellular component (GO): nucleus
Molecular function (GO): RNA polymerase II cis-regulatory region sequence-specific DNA binding; zinc ion binding; DNA-binding transcription factor activity
Source: RefSeq, a predicted model, not a curated record
UUCUCGGCGUUUUUGUUUCCAUAUCCUAAUUCUUGAAUGUGAUUCUUAAUUUUAAAAUAUUUUAUAUACUGCUGUGUUGCUUGUGUCUCUAAUCAGUUUAAUUUUAAAAAUUGGUUAUUAAAAAGAACCAGCAACGUGUAUUGAAUAAAAAUAUAAUUUUUGGAAAGUCUGUUUCAUGAGACAUUUCUCAGGAAUAAACAAGAAGUUAGUAUGGCAGACAAAACUUGUAGAACCUGUGGCAAAACUUUUGAGUCUGAAAGUGAAUCGGGCCUUUGUCAACUGUUCAAUUCUAAAGAAUAUGAAAACGAACUCAAAAUGGUUUUAGAAGAAUUCGAAAUAUGGAAUUUAAAUAUAGCCGAAAAUGAUAAUCUACCGCAAAAAAUUUGCCUCACCUGCUUCGAUAGCUUUUGUCAAAUUCACAACUUUCGUGUGAUGUGUAUUGAAGCACAAAUGAAUUUUGGAGAAAUGUGUACGGGCUUGGAUAUAUUUAUAAAACAUGAAUUGACGGACGACGAUGAUGAUUUUCCAGAAAAUUGCGACGGUGAAGAGUUGAUAAUUGUAAAGGAGCGUUAUACAUUUCCUGGUGACGAGCUUUUGAAAACAACCUCUACAGAAGAAGAAUCAAAUGUUGUUGUACCUUCGGAUGAUGUUAUCGAUGAAGAUAAAUCACAACUUUUACAUUCUUCCAAUGACAAUGCCAAUGACAAUGUCAAUGACAAUGCCAAUGAUAAUACCAAUGUCAAUACCAAUGAAAAUGCCAAUGACAACAAUAAUGAAAAAGAAAUCGAGAUAGACGAAAGUAUGAUCGAUUUGAAAAAAUAUAGAUGUGAGUUUUGUAUGGGUUUUGUGAGUUUCGAUGACCCUGAUGAACUCAAUACACACUAUAAUGAACUGCAUUCUACUGAAUCACCAUACCCCUGUCCCAAAUGCGAUUUAAAAUUUGACAAAAAAGCAAAGCGAAAUAGUCAUGUCCGUUGUCAUUUUGAAGUGACCCCUCUCGAAUGCAAACAUUGCGGUAAGAAGUUUCGAGGAGAUAAACUUAUGAUGGCGCAACAUGUAGCCUACUAUCACGUUGACAAAAAUCGACAGUGUCCAAUAUGUCAUCUAAAGUUUGAAAGUAUUUCCUUGAAACGGUACUACUAUCACAUGAUGUGGCAUAACGAGACCAAGCUUCUGAGAUGCAAGUUUUGUGACAAGAAAUUCAUCCAAAGCCCUCACUUGCAAUGUCACUUAAAAACUCAUGCUGAUGAUGCACAAUUUAAUUGCAAGAAAUGUGGAUUAGGAUUCAAGAACUCAAUACUUCUUAAAAAACACGUGCUUUUGCACGAAAAGAAAGAAUUAGUGCCAUGCCCAAAAUGUCCUAAAAGAUUUUUCACACGAGUUGGUAUUAAGCUGCAUAAUAAAAAAGUCCAUGAUCCAAAUAAAAAGCCUGCUUAUUGUGGUAUUUGCGAUCACACUUUCAACUACCAACAUGACUUGGUACAUCACAAUCACAAGAAACACGAUGGCCCUGCUCCAAAAGUUGUUAAACGAACAGCAAGACCUGGAACAGCCUCAUCGGCUAAACGUAAAAUAAUAAAAAAACACAAAACCAAGGAAGUUAUAAAGCCGCACAAAUGUGAUAAGUGUGAUGAUGCAUUUGUCCUAGAAAUACAAUUGCUGAAGCACAUGAAAGUUCAUGAGGAAUACAGACCUCAUCGGUGUGAAUUCUGUGCGAAGUGUUUCAAACGAGAGGCACAUUUAAAAUUGCACGUAGAUAAUAUUCAUUUCCAUAAAAAACCACACAAGUGCACAAUUUGUGGAGCGGCAUUUGCACAGAGAAGUCAUUUAGGUGAUCACCAUGCCGUAAAACAUCAAAAUAUAAGAAAGCACGAAUGUAAAACUUGCCACAAGAAGUUUGGAACUUGGCAGAUUUUAAAGAUACAUAUGCUUAUGCAUUCAAGCGAUAGACCUCACGUUUGCAAAAUAUGCCAUAAGGGUUUCAAGCAAUUGAUGGUACUCAAAUCACAUAUGUCAAAUGUUCAUCUAUCGAAAAACAGGAUGCGAAAGCGACGAGUUCCAGUAACAGAAGUUGUUGAAGCCAAAGAAGAAGAAGAAGAUUUAUCGGAGCUUUUAAAUGAAAGCUAAAUAAAAAGAUACCUACUAAUAGGAUAGAAAUAUAUAUUUUUAGUUUACAAUAUUCGAAAUAAACUUAAGUUUACUCUUUAAUGAAAAAGAAGAAGUUUCCAUAACCAUCA